GGAACCAGACGCUCUGUAGCUUCAGCUGCCCAAACAUCCUGUAGGAGAGGGAGCCGGUGGUCACGGAGGUGCGCAUGCGUUGGCCGCCUUUGCAGACUCAGGGCAGCACUGACGGGCACGGGGGCAGGGUCGGUGUAGACCGGGCGCAGGAUGGACGAGGACGUGCUGACCACUCUGAAGAUACUCAUCAUCGGCGAGAGUGGGGUGGGCAAGUCCAGCCUGCUCCUGAGGUUCACAGAUGACACCUUUGAUCCAGAACUUGCAGCAACAAUAGGUGUUGACUUUAAGGUGAAAACGAUUUCAGUGGAUGGAAAUAAGGCUAAACUUGCAAUAUGGGAUACAGCUGGUCAAGAGAGGUUCAGAACAUUAACUCCCAGCUAUUAUAGAGGUGCACAGGGAGUUAUACUAGUCUAUGAUGUCACAAGAAGAGACACCUUUGUUAAACUGGAUAAUUGGUUAAAUGAAUUGGAAACAUACUGUACAAGAAAUGACAUAGUAAACAUGCUAGUUGGAAAUAAAAUUGAUAAGGAAAACCGUGAAGUAGAUAGAAAUGAAGGCUUGAAAUUUGCACGCAAGCAUUCUAUGUUGUUCAUAGAGGCAAGUGCAAAAACCUGUGAUGGUGUUCAGUGUGCCUUUGAGGAGCUUGUUGAAAAGAUCAUU
Mastomys coucha (southern multimammate mouse) is the source of this 660-nucleotide messenger RNA. It is a transcript of the gene Rab18, whose product is annotated as RAB18, member RAS oncogene family. The record is from RefSeq and is a predicted model, not a curated record. The transcript is spliced from 7 exons. Gene Ontology annotation, molecular function: GTPase activity; GTP binding. NCBI's taxonomy places the organism in Eukaryota, Metazoa, Chordata, Mammalia, Rodentia, Muridae. The annotation marks the transcript as partial.